GAUUAUUAUAAUUCAAUAUCUCCAAAUUGGUUAUGCAAUUCUACAUUUGUAGAUAAUUCUUUUCCUAUCAAUACUACUACCACUACUCCUACUACUAAUAUUCAUAUAAGUAGUAUAAAUUGCAAUAUGAGUCGUGAUAACCUAAUAACAACACCAUUAUUAGCAGAUUCUAAGGAAUUAUCAUAUAGAAAUAAUAAUCACAAACUAAAUCGGGCAAAAUCCAUACCAAAUCGUAAUUCAAUGAUGAAUUAUAAUAAAAGAUCAAAACGUAAUGAAAAAAGAACUAAACGAAAAAAUCAAUUCAAUCAUAUACGUUUACAUAGUUAUGAUGAAAGUAUAAAAGCUGAUCUAAAUGACAAUUCAUAUUAUGAAGAUGGUGAAUUUGGUACUGAUAUAACAUAUUUACCAUUAAGUGAAUUUAAUAAUUCUAUUGAUCAAUUAAAGAUUUCCAAUAAGACAAUAGUCAGUAAUACUACUACUACUACGACGACGACAACGACAACGAUGACGAUGACGUCGACGACGACGUUGACUACCACUACUACUAGUACUACUAACACUAGUACUAACACUUAUAAUAAUAAUAAAGAAGCUAGUAGAUUAACUGUAGAUGAAGAAGCUAGAAAAGAUCAUUUUAAUUCUUCAUCAUUACCAAUAUUGUUACAUCCAUCAUCACAAAUAGCACACCAAAAGUUAGAACCAUCUUCAACAAUACAAUUACUAUCGCUAUCAUCAUUGCCAACCUCCUCACCAUCAUCAACAUCACCAUCAUUGUCAUCAUCAUCAUCACCAUCAGGUUCAGUAAAACAAAUUACUAAUCCAAAUCUAUUAAUAAACAAUCAUUCUAAUUUGAUAUUAAAUGAUGAUGUAGAUAAAAAUAAAACGAAUAAUUUUCAUUUAUUAAUUGAUUUUCAUGAAGGUUUCAAUAAACAAACAUUACAAAAUGAUCCUUUUCAAAAUCAACAAGAAUUAGCCUUGACAACAACACAAACAAAUUGGACAUUAUUAUUCCCUAAUGUAAUAAUAACAGAAAAUAAUCAUAAACAUGAUCAUAAUCAUAAUCAUUUAUUCAAUGAAUGUAUAACUGAUUGUAUAAAACUGAAUGAUUCUCAAAAAGGAACAUAUCGAACUCCAGUCACUUAUACUUCAGGUAAUAAUGACGUAAUAUCAAUAAACAAUAAAAGUCUACAAAACAAUCCCAUAGCAACAACGACAACAACAACUACAACAACAACAACUACUACUAUUAAUUCAUUAAUCAAUAAUUAUUCUUUACAAAAACCAUAUACAUCCAAUAUUCAUUUUAAUACAAGUCGUUCAAAUAGUGGUCAAACAUUAAUUGAUCAAAAUAUUGAACUAAAAAAUGAUUAUCAUAAUCGAUCUAAAUUAAAUAGAUUAAAAAAAUCAAUAAAACGAAAACAUCGAUCUCAUUCAUUUAUUUAUCAAAAAUCAAUGAAAUCAAUAUCGUCAUCAUCAUCAUCAUCAUCAUCAUCAUCAUCACCAUCAUCAUCAUCACCAUUAUCAUUAUCAUCUUCAUCGAAUUUAUGUUUUAUUAAUUCAUUAAAUCAUUGGUCAAAAUAUCAAUAUAAAAAACAUUGGUCAUUUACAUUUUAUGAUUUUGAAAAUGAACAAAAUCUAAAUGAGGAUGACACUGCAUUAGUACAUUCAGUUUUUGCUGUUGUAGCAGCUCGUCUACGACAAAAACACAAUGGUUCAAAAAGUUUCAUUAAAAAAGUAUCAGAAUAUGAAAAAUUAGGCCAAACUCACCAUAAUAAUAAUAAUAAUAAUAAUAAUAAUAAUAAUAAUAAUAAUAAUAAUAAUAAUAAUAGAAAUAUUCAUGAAAAUAAAUUAAAAUCACAUCAAACCAGUAAACAAAUACAUCAACAUAUCAAAUUAGCUAGUUAUACUUCAAAUGAUCUAACUAAACAACCAAAAUAUAAAGAGAUGAACAAUAAUGAUGAACCACACACAUGGCAUUUAUGUAUUAAAUGGAAUCCAAAUCAUUUAUCAAUACAUGAUCAAAACAAAACUCUUUCUAAUGAAACAACUCAUCAAUUGAAAUUUAAAAAAACACAUAUCCUUGCUACAUUGGGUACAGAAAUUGAUAAAACGUCAUUAUGGAAUAAUAAUAAUAAUAAUAAUAAUAAUAAUAAUAAUAAUAAUAAUAAUAAUAAUAAUAAUAAUAAUAAUAAUAAUAAUAAUUCCAUAGAUUCAUUAAUCGAUUCAGUUAAUAUUCAUAAAUUAGAUCAAAUAGAUCCGGAUCAUAAACGGUUACCACCACCCCCACCACCACAACAACAACAAAAUUAUCCUCAAAACCAUUUCAUAUCACAAUAUAAAGAUCAUAUCAAUCAAAAAUCAAUAAUUUGUCCUAUUUGUCAACAUUUAAUUGAUCAUAAUUCUAAAAAAUCAAUUCUAUCAGAUUUCUAUCAUAAUAAUAAUCAAUUCACAAUAACCGAUCAAACUCUUUAUAAUCAAAAAUGUAAACAAAAAUAUAAACUUUAUAAGAAAUCAAAUAGUUUCUAUCAUCAUCAUCAUCAUAAUCAUCAUCAUUCUCUUCAUUAUCAUAAUCAUAUUAAAUAUAAACAAAAUAGUUAUUCUAUAUUAUCGAAUCAUCAUUAUAAUAAUUCUAUACAAGAUAAUAAUUAUGAUUGUUAUUCAAGACAUAUUUCAAAAAAUAUUGAUCAGAUUCAUAAUGAUGAUCAUGAUCAUGAUCAUGAUCGUGAUCAAUGUAAAUAUCGAUCCAAAAUAAUAAUGAAUUCAUUGGAUCAAACUAAUUCUACUACUAUGUUACAUUGUCAACAUUGUUUAUUUAAAAUGAAUAAAGGAUAUAUGAAUGGACAAUGUAAUAAUAAUAAUAAUAAUAAUAAUAAUAAUAAUACUGUAAAUGACAAUUCCACUUCAACUAUGUUAUGUUGUAAUCAUUGUAAACAAUGGUUUAUUCCAUUAUGGAAUCAAGUACAUUAUUAUUCAAGAAAUAAACGAAAUAUUUCAAAAGAUGAUAAUUUAACACAUAGAUCCUACAACCAUCACUAUUAUCAUCGUUCAUCAAGUCAACCACAAACUAAACAUGAAAGAAUAAUUCAAAAUCAUUUCUCUAAAAAUCAUCGAUAUAAUCACAAUGAUGAGUACAGGACAUCGUUAGAGCAAACAUUUAUGAAUAAUGAUACUAAUAAUAAUAAUAAUCUUCAAUGUUCAAAUAUACAACAUCGAAUACAAUUCAAUCAACAAUCAUAUAAAAAACAAUCAAAACAUCGAUAUAAACGUACUAAACGACGUGCUAAAUCAUAUUUACCUAUUCAUCGUUUACUUUCAAAUGAUAUAAACAAUCAAGUAAAUGAUACAUCAACCAAAUUGAAUCAUUAUAAAUUAGAAUCAUAUAAAUCUCAAAAACAAAUAGAUCAUCAAUUUAUGAUGAAUAAAAAGGAUAAAAUCAUUGUAGAUCCUUCAUUUGAUCUCAAUCAACGGUUGAUCCAUUUAAAACACGAUCAUAAAUUUAAACGUUAUAAUCGAAAAUAUUUAGGACAAUUAAAUGUUCAAGAAUGGUUAAAUAAAACAUUAACAAAUAAUUAUUAAUUAAAUAAAAUCAAUAAAAUUCUGAUCAUUGAUACGAAAAAAAUAAUAAUCAUAAUAUAAUGUAAUUUUUCCAUUGUAAUAUAACGAUGGAUGCUUGUUUUAUAAUUUUUGUUGAACAAAAU
Messenger RNA from Schistosoma margrebowiei, 3698 nucleotides. Lineage: Eukaryota; Metazoa; Platyhelminthes; Trematoda; Strigeidida; Schistosomatidae. The record is from the annotation of a GenBank genome assembly.